This is a messenger RNA of Aplysia californica (California sea hare), 1329 nucleotides long. RefSeq names its product surfeit locus protein 2. Bases 114 to 1031 code for a protein of 305 amino acids. The transcript is spliced from 5 exons. Lineage: Eukaryota; Metazoa; Mollusca; Gastropoda; Aplysiida; Aplysiidae. The record is from RefSeq and is a predicted model, not a curated record.
AAGUGGAAAUAGAGAAAAACAUGGCUGACAAGGAAGCGCAUGGUUAAAUAUAAACUUUGUGCAAUAUUUCGUGUCUCUAUCUCUUGAUGCAACACAGUGUAGGCUAGUUUGCCAUGGCUUCAAAUGAUGUACAGAAAUAUUUAGACGACUUUCCGUCUUUGGUUUUGGACAAGGAAAAACAGCGGAUCAGAUGCAGAUUUACAAAUCAUGAGAUGCCAGCAACUGUCAGUGCUCUUGAGAGUUAUGUGAAGGGGAAAAAGUUCAGAAAGGCUUCAGAGCACCGUGCAUACAACUACCAGCAGUAUCAACCACACCUCAUGCCUAGUACCAAGAAAAAACAUUUGCAUGAACUGUUUUGUAAGCUGACUCUCAGACACAUUGGCCGAGCUCCCCAAGACGUUGAAAGGCAUGUCAAAGGAAAAAAGUUCAAGAAGGCUCUUGCGAGAUGGGAGACGUGUCAAAAGACCGGUGAGAAGUUUGUUCCUCGGGCCGGUGGUCGGCAGCCGACUGGUGGCACGUCAGACAGCGACAGUGUCGGGGGCGGAGACAACUACUGGGACGAUGAUAACAGUGACAACGAUGAUAAUGAUGACAUGAGUGAUUUAUAUCCAGAUGAAAUUUUUAAGCAAGGCAAGGCUGGUGAUGCUAAUUCUGAUGAUGAUGAUGAUGAUGAUGACAUUGAUGACUCACCUGGUACUGAUGAGGAUAAUGGUCAGAAUGAUGAUGCAACCCCUCCUAAGAGGCCAAAACAAAACACUAGCAAACAGAAAAAGACAAAGAAAGAAAAAUUAAAGAAUGUGGUGGAGGAGAACGAGGAAGGCGAAGAGGAUUCGGAUUACGACAUGGAUGUUUUAAAUUCUGGCAAAAGGAAUUCAGACUCUGAAGAGGUCGGAGUGUCUUCAGCAUCAACUUCAGUUCCCAGCUCAACUCACAAAUCAGAAAAAGCUAAGAGCAACAAGAGGCAGCAUCCUAAGAAACCUUCAAAUGUUGGGAUUGUUCCCGGUGCCAAGAAAAAAAAAGUUUCGCUUUGAGAGAGGAGUCCAUUAUUAAAAUCACAUAAAACUACUGCCUUUGCUUAUUCUGUAUUUAUUACGUUUUAUCUUCAGUUGUGUUGAAAUACAGUGGAAUCUGCGGGACUGCUGGAUUUCUUUAGGUUUAGCUGUUUUCAGUUUUUGUUGAUAGAUUACUCAUAAUAUAUAGCACUGAAAAAUAUUGGGGAUUCUAUUUUCUUUUGUUAACUGCUGUUUUCAGAGUUGCCAUUUUCUAUUUAAGCGUACUCCAUUGUAUAUAUAUAUAUGAUAUCGUAUUCAAAGACAAGAUUGUUUCUAA